AUGGCGCAGUGCGAGCGUGCCUCUAGGCCGCUUCUACAAUGCCUUCGCACGACUUAUAUCCGAGGACUACCCAGCGUCCAGGCGCGCGGUUUCCAGUCCUCGGCACCCGCCUCCGAGGCUCAGGUCGAAGACAGUCAACCUUUCCACAAGAACCCUGAUCCCUCCCUCGUCUCAAGUCCACGCCUGGAACGACGAUUGAUGAGACAGGGAGUCAACCCCGUGGGCUCCCGACGUCGCCGAGCUGCUCUUCAAAGUUCCUCCAACAUCCCCUUUGAGCAGCUGCCCUACCAGUGCUUCCAGGAGGCACGCAAGGUGCUCUUGGAAGAUCGCGCCGAGAAGUUGAACGAAAUUGAAUCAAUGAGGCAGAAGAUUGCGAGAGUCCAGACUCAGUCGGCAGAAGAGGCGGGAGGCGAGCAGGCACAAAAGUCCCGAUUGCGGGCUAUGCAGUUGCAUCUUGAGCGACUCAAGAUCAACGCCGAUAUCAAUGACCCAUUGGUCAAGCGAAAAUUUGAGGAUGGAAAAGGUAGGGCUGGGUCUCUUCGACAAUUUACGGGUUGGCGUACAAUGCUAAUGACCAUGCUUCCGGCGAGGAUAGGUGACAUGAGCAAGCCCAUCUACCGCUUCUUGGCCGACCGGAAAUGGCGGGAAUACCGACGCAAAAUCUUGGUGCAGCGCAUCACGCAGAUGAAAGUCACUCCCGACGUCCUUCCUCACUGCGACCCCGUAGUCGACACGAAGUUGUACUUCAACAAACGUCAGAUCCAGCCCGGAGAUUUCGUCGAGGCGAAGACCAGCGCGGAGGCCCCGAAGCUUGACAUCCAGAUGUUUGAACGUGGAGAGAAACUUGUGACCAUUGCUGUUGCUGAUCCCGAUGUUCCUAAUGUGGAGGCGGAUAGCUUCGACUACAAGAUGCACUUUUUGGCUGUCAAUGUGCCCAUCUCCGCGGUCAACACCAAGGUGGACCUCGCCAAUCUUGCGGAAGAUUCGCAGGUUGUUCUUCCCUGGCUGGCUCCUGUUGCACAAAAGGGCAGUCCCUAUCACCGUCUAUCGAUCUUCAUCAUGGAGCAGAAAGAUUCGAAGCCCCUCGACUUUGCGGCUGUCAAGGCGAACGAGGCGGACCGAGACAAUACCCUCCUGCGCACCCUCCAGGCCCGAUACCACUUGAAGGCCAUUGGCGCACACCUGUUCCGCAGCCAGUGGGAUGAGACAACUCUGGAAGUCAUGCAGCAAAUCGGCUACAGUGGAGCUGAUGUUGAGCUCCGGCGCAAGAAGGUCGAGCCUCUUCCCUACAAGCGGAGAAACCCGUCCAGCUUCAGGUGA
This is a messenger RNA of Penicillium diatomitis, 1320 nucleotides long. Its product is annotated as mitochondrial 54S ribosomal protein mL38. Bases 1 to 1320 code for a protein of 439 amino acids. The transcript has a single exon. Lineage: Eukaryota; Fungi; Ascomycota; Eurotiomycetes; Eurotiales; Aspergillaceae. The record is from RefSeq and is a predicted model, not a curated record.